UUUUUUAUCAUAGAAAGAAUUAGGUCGCCCAGGCUACAUGGUUAUGAUUCCUUAUAGCGAAUUUUCAAGGGCAGAAUCAGCACUAACGCCUACAGCGAUGGCAACAAUGUUGUUACGAGCAGUGUGCUCGGAGGAAAUACUGCUCGUCAGUAAUUAUAAAAGCGGAACACCUAAAAAUGCCAAAGAGCCCAACAUCAGGCACAAAGCUCCCGACAAAACGAAAGUUGAGGCAAUCAGAGAAACAGUGAAGCAACGAUUUGGAAAAGAAUUCCGAGAAGGCGAUUUCGGUAGAGCCAUCAAUGUAAAAUGUAACAAGCUUAGGCAACUUCGCCGCGAAGCAGAAGCGAAACGGGGAAAUUCGUAG
Molecule: messenger RNA, 364 nt
Organism: Venturia canescens
Lineage: Eukaryota; Metazoa; Arthropoda; Insecta; Hymenoptera; Ichneumonidae
Exons: 3
Coding region: 38-364 (108 amino acids)
Molecular function (GO): DNA binding
Source: RefSeq, a predicted model, not a curated record